Molecule: messenger RNA, 2469 nt
Organism: Salvia miltiorrhiza (redroot sage)
Lineage: Eukaryota; Viridiplantae; Streptophyta; Magnoliopsida; Lamiales; Lamiaceae
Product: CDPK-related kinase 4-like
Exons: 11
Coding region: 287-2050 (587 amino acids)
Biological process (GO): protein autophosphorylation; intracellular signal transduction; peptidyl-serine phosphorylation
Cellular component (GO): cytoplasm; nucleus
Molecular function (GO): calcium-dependent protein serine/threonine kinase activity; calmodulin binding; calcium/calmodulin-dependent protein kinase activity
Source: RefSeq, a predicted model, not a curated record
CUACUCGUCUUUGCUUUUUAUGUUUUCCAUUCCAUCAACUGUUACACCAAAAUAAAUAUAAAUAUAAAUGUAAAUGUAAAUUCGUAUCUACAUCUGCGCCUAUACAUACAAAAUAUCCACCAGAAUCUUGCAGAGCGUAACGUAAUCUAGCCGGAGCUUGAGUUUUGGGUUGACCGUUGGCUGACUUUUCGUAUUGGUCUCACCGGAGCUUACAAAUCUACUUUUUCAGUUGAUUGUGCGAUGACUAGACUUCACUGAUCGGAGGCAAGAUUUUGAAUUCUCCGGCAUGGGGCAUUGCUGCAGCAAAGGCGUCACCGUUUCCGUCGACAAAGAGGACCUCUCCUCCACCAACCACCGCCGCCACACCCCCGCAUCGGGAUCGCAGACGCCGUCCGCCAAUGGGGCGGCGGCGCGCACGCCGGCUCAUUCCUUCACGGCCAGCCCAUGGCAGAGCCCCUACCCCGCCGGCAUCGCGCCCUCGCCGUCUCCGGCGAGGACUCCGGGAAGGAAAUUCCGGUGGCCGCUGCCUCCGCCGUCGCCGGCUAAGCCAAUCAUGUCGGCGUUCAUGAAGAGGCAGCCUACUCCGCCGCCGGCGAAGCCCAUACCGGAGGAGGGCGGCGGGCGCGGAGAAGGGAGCGAGCGGGCGCUGGAUAAGAGCUUUGGGUACUCGAAGAAUUUCGCGGCCAAGUAUGAGCUGGGGAAGGAGGUGGGGCGAGGGCAUUUUGGGCAUACUUGCUGGGCAAAGUGUAAAAAGGGGGAGAUGAAAAAUCAGCAGGUGGCUGUCAAGAUUAUUGCCAAAGCUAAGAUGACAACAGCAAUAUCGAUUGAAGAUGUUCGAAGGGAGGUGAAGAUUUUGAAAGCUUUGUCUGGACAUAAAAACCUCAUCAAGUUUUAUGAUGCAUUUGAAGACACACAUUAUGUCUAUGUAGUUAUGGAAUUAUGUGAAGGGGGUGAGCUGCUGGAUAGGAUUUUAGCACGAGGUGGAAGAUAUACGGAAGAGGAUGCAAAGAAAAUCGUCGUGCAGAUGUUAAGUGUUGUUGCCUUCUGUCAUCUACAAGGCGUUGUUCACCGAGAUCUGAAGCCCGAGAAUUUCCUAUUUGCCACAAAAGAUGAAGAUGCUCCAAUGAAGGUCAUUGAUUUUGGUCUAUCUGAUUUCAUUAGGCCAGAUCAACGUCUCAAUGAUAUCGUUGGCAGUGCAUACUACGUUGCACCAGAAGUACUUCAUAGAUCAUACAGCAGUGAAGCAGAUAUAUGGAGUAUCGGUGUAAUAACAUACAUCUUAUUAUGUGGAAGCAGGCCUUUUUGGGCACGCACCGAGUCAGGAAUCUUUCGUUCUGUUCUACGAGCUGAUCCCAACUUCCACGACGCACCAUGGCCGUCAGUAUCUGCAGAAGCCAAAGAUUUUGUGAAAAGGCUGCUUAAUAGAGACCACAGAAAAAGAAUGACUGCUGCCCAAGCACUUUGUCAUCCAUGGCUAAGGGACCUUGAGAUCACAAUACCUUUAGACAUGAUGAUCUACAGAUUAGUGAAGUCGUACAUUCGAGCCACUCCUUUGAAACGUGCAGCCUUGAAAGCACUUUCGAAGGCUUUGACAGAUGAUGAGCUCCUUUACCUUAGAACUCAAUUCGAACUUCUGGAACCAAGAGAUGGCUGUGUCUCUCUCAAUAAUUUUAAAACAGGUCUCAUGAAAAACGCAACGGAUGCCAUGAAGGAAUCGAGAGUUGCAGACAUCUUGAAUAUGCUGGAGCCCCUAUCCUAUAAAAAGAUGGACUUCAAAGAGUUCUGCGCCGCCUCAAUCAGCACUUAUCAGCUGGAAGCGCUUGAGAAAUGGGAGGAUAUCGCGAGCGCAGCAUUUGAGUAUUUCGAAGAGGAGGGAAAUCGUGUUACUUCUGUCGAGGAGUUGGCACAGGAGUUGAGUUUGGGUCCCACUACUUACUCUCUUCUCGGCGAUUGGAUCAGACCGUUGGAUCGAAAACUCAGUUUUAUUGGGUUUACAAAGUUCUUGCAUGGCGUUACCAUCCGCACCUCAAAUACCAGACAAAGACAAUAAAUAACCACAUUGCUCUCUCUCUCUUUGCUUCCUUCAACAGCUAUAAGAUUGCUGUAUGUUUUGUUCGCUUUGGGCUUCUCAAACAAGUUUAUUUGGCCUUUGGGAAGAUGCACCACAGCCUCAUGCUCAAAAAUUACAAGGAAUAUUUUAUUUUACACGAAUUUCUCAUUGUUUAAUUUGCUGUCUCCUACCUAGUAUACUUAGCUUUGGAAAAUGUCGAAAUAUUCUUUGUUUUUUUCUUUUUAGAUGCUCUACGCUCAUCAACUUCUGUUGUAUAACUUCCGAUUUUGUCGAGGACUAUUUUCUUUUCUAAGACUUGUGUAACAUGAAAGAUACCUAGCUUCAACAUGGAACCUUUUUGUAAAGUGGCGAGGGAGAUGUGCUCGAGUUUUAUGUGAUAAUAUGAAUAUUUUGCAUAA